Jaculus jaculus (lesser Egyptian jerboa) is the source of this 1932-nucleotide messenger RNA. It is a transcript of the gene Gpr37, whose product is annotated as G protein-coupled receptor 37. Gene Ontology annotation, molecular function: prosaposin receptor activity; G protein-coupled peptide receptor activity. Gene Ontology annotation, biological process: positive regulation of MAPK cascade; adenylate cyclase-inhibiting G protein-coupled receptor signaling pathway. The record is from RefSeq and is a predicted model, not a curated record. The coding region runs from base 1 to 1848 and encodes 615 amino acids. The transcript has 2 exons. NCBI's taxonomy places the organism in Eukaryota, Metazoa, Chordata, Mammalia, Rodentia, Dipodidae. Gene Ontology annotation, cellular component: signaling receptor complex; plasma membrane.
AUGCCCGCCCGGGGCGCGCCGGUCGUGCUCACGUCCCGGCUUCUGCUGCUUCUGCUGCUGCUCAAGGGCUCUGCCUCUGCUGCCCUGGCCUUCGGCCCGGCUCGUAGGAACGAAACUUGCCUGGGGGAGAGCUGCUCCCCGGGGAUCCAGCGCCGCGGCAGGGAUGCUUGGGGACCGGGAGAUUCUGCAAGAGGCGUUCUCCGAGUGCGUACGCCCCGGGAGAAACUGGAGGCAGCGGUGCGAGGGGCGAUCUCCUGGGACCUCCGGGCAGCCCGGGGCGGUGACCCGGGUGCGGGGAGAGGGGCGGCGGUGGUGGCGGCUGAGCCCUCGGGACUUCCAACCAGGCCCCCUGGCACCUGGAGGCGGAGAGGGGCUCGGGGUCAAGAGCUCUCUAGCAAUUUGGCUAGAGGGGACCCUACGGACCUUCAACUCUUCCUUCGGACCUCUGAGGAGGAGGAAGAGAAGAGUCCCAGGAGCGCCAGCAUCUCCCUGCGCAGCCAGGAGCACAGCGUGAAAACUGAACCCGAAGCAAGAGACCUCUAUUAUUGGCCCAGGAGAGCCGGCAAAGUUCAGGGUUCGCACCACAAGCCACAGCCCAAGACUUUCAAUGGGCCGGCGAUGGGGCACGAAGGGAGGACCAUUGCUCCCCCAGGUAGGGCACUACCCCAAAAUGGGUCCCUGGAGGAUGAAGUCUACGAGCGCGGGGGUCCCCGCAGGGGCAACAGCACGAACCGGCGCCUGAGACUGAAGAACCCCUUCUACCCGCUGACCCAGGAGUCCUACGGAGCCUACGCGGUGAUGUGCUUGUCCGUGGUGAUCUUUGGGACAGGCAUCAUUGGCAACCUGGCGGUGAUGUGUAUCGUGUGUCACAACUACUACAUGCGGAGCAUCUCCAACUCCCUCUUGGCUAACCUGGCCUUCUGGGACUUCCUCAUCAUCUUCUUCUGCCUGCCGCUCGUCAUCUUCCACGAGCUGACUAAGAAGUGGCUGCUGGAGGACUUCUCCUGCAAGAUCGUGCCCUACAUCGAGGUGGCUUCUCUGGGCGUCACGACCUUCACCUUAUGUGCACUGUGCAUAGACCGCUUCCGGGCCGCCACCAAUGUCCAGAUGUACUACGAGAUGAUCGAAAACUGCUCUUCCACCACGGCCAAGCUCGCGGUGAUAUGGGUGGGCGCCUUGCUGUUGGCCCUGCCAGAGAUCGUUCUGCGGCAGCUGAGCAAGGAGGAUUUGGGGCUGAGCGGCCGGGCCCCCGCAGAGCGCUGCGUUAUAAAGAUCUCCUCCGAUUUACCGGACACCAUCUAUGUGCUAGCCCUCACCUACGACAGCGCCAGGCUCUGGUGGUAUUUCGGUUGCUACUUUUGUCUGCCGACGCUUUUCACCAUCACCUGCUCUUUGGUGACUGCGCGGAAAAUCCGCAAAGCAGAGAAAGCCUGCACGCGGGGCAACAAGCGUCAGAUCCAGCUGGAAAGCCAGAUGAACUGCACGGUGGUGGCCCUGACCAUCCUGUACGGAUUCUGCAUCAUCCCAGAAAACAUCUGCAACAUUGUCACCGCCUACAUGGCCACCGGGGUUUCGCAGCAGACCAUGGACCUCCUUAACAUCAUCAGCCAGUUCCUCCUGUUCUUCAAGUCCUGCGUCACGCCGGUGCUGCUCUUCUGUCUCUGCAAACCCUUCAGCCGCGCCUUCAUGGAGUGCUGCUGCUGCUGCUGUGAGGAGUGCGUGCAGAAGUCGUCCACGGUCACCAGCGAGGACAACGACAACGAGUACACCACCGAGCUGGAGCUGUCGCCCUUCAGCACCAUCCGCAGGGAGAUGUCCACCUUCGCCUCGGUGGGAACUCACUGCUGACCCACCGCACGUGGAGGCCCAGAGGGCUGAUUUGUUUGAGUUUUCAUAUCCUGUGAAAAUUUUUACUUCAUAUAUGUUUUUUUU